CCCCCGUCAGCGUUCUGCCUCUUCCCGGUAGUUUUUUCCUCUACGGGGGUUGUUGGGUUUUUUUUGUUUUGUUUUGUUUUGCUUGUUUGUUUGUUUCCACAAUAAACUGGAUGGUCUUCUAGUCGCUCCUAGUCCGUUUCUGAAUUCAGUACGGGGUCAACCGCGCUUCCCGCUCACCCAGGUUCUCCACAUUCUGUGACUUGGCUAGCUUCCACACCUCCUCCCUAGCCAUGGCUUCACUUAGCAGUCGGCCUGGUUCCUAGCUCACGCGGAGGGAGGGAGAACUGCAGAUCUUGGCUGGGACCUGGAAGGACCCCACCGGACUCGACCCGCAUUAAAAUCUGAGGAGUCCCUCCGCUCGUUGGCCAGCAACCGCGCCACCCCGUCACACACAGGCCGGGCACCCACGGUACAGAGCCGGCCGAACCCGAACCCAGCCGGAGCCCCGCCCAGCACCCAGCCGGAGCCCCGCCCAGCGCCCCGCCGGCCCCGCCCAGCGCCCCGCUGGCCCCGCCCAUCGAUGCCUACUUCAAGGGAGCCGCCCGGGCGCAGCCGCGCGGUGACGUCACGGGAGGCGCCGGGCGUGUGCGAAGCUUCUUUUGAAUCUAGUUGGCGGGAGUCGCGGGCUGCGGGUGCGGCGGACUGGCCGGCUAUGGAGUCCACUCCGGGGAGUGAGGAGACUGAAGGAGGCGCGGCGACAGAGGAGUGCGUGAAUAGAAUCCCGGUGCCAAGACCACCCUCCAUUGAGGAGUUCACCAUAGUGAAGCCCAUUAGCCGCGGUGCAUUCGGGAAAGUGUACCUGGGACAGAAAGGCGGCAAGUUGUACGCAGUGAAGGUUGUCAAAAAAGCAGACAUGAUCAAUAAAAACAUGACUCAUCAGGUACAAGCUGAGAGAGAUGCACUGGCGCUGAGCAAAAGCCCUUUCGUUGUUCAUCUGUAUUACUCACUGCAAUCAGCAAGCAACGUCUACUUGGUAAUGGAAUAUCUUAUUGGUGGAGAUGUCAAGUCUCUCCUACAUAUAUAUGGUUAUUUUGAUGAAGAGAUGGCUAUAAAAUAUAUUUCUGAAGUAGCAUUGGCUUUAGACUACCUGCAUAGACAUGGAAUCAUCCACAGGGAUUUGAAACCGGACAAUAUGCUUAUUUCCAAUGAGGGUCAUAUUAAGCUGACAGAUUUUGGGCUUUCCAAAGUUACUCUGAAUAGAGAUAUCAAUAUGAUGGAUAUUCUUACAACACCAUCAAUGGCUAAACCUAAGCAAGAUUAUUCACGAACCCCAGGACAAGUCUUAUCUCUCAUCAGUUCUUUGGGAUUUUUCACACCAGUUGGGGAAAAAGAUCAAGACUCUACAACCAUGUUUUCAGCCCCUAAGUCUGAGGCACAACUUUCUCAAGGAUUAAUUUGCCCUAUGUCCAUAGAUCAGAAGGAGCCUACUUCUCACUCUAGUGGACUACUAAAAUCACGCCUUGAAAGAGUUGCAUCCAAUCUAGAACUACCUGUGAAAUGCCUGACUUCUAACCUACUCCAGUGCAGGAAGAGGCUGGGCACAUCAAGUACUAGCACUCAGUCUCAUACCGUCGCAUCCAGUGUGGAAUCAGAAUGCCACAGCAGUCCCAAAUGGGAAAAAGACUGCCAGGAAAGUACCAAGUCUUCUGGCUGUACAAUGAUGAGCUGGAAUGCAGUUGAAAUGCUUUAUGCAAAAUCUACAGAUGCUACUGAGACAAAAACAGAUCUUGAAUUAGCGCUUUCUCCCAUUCAUGACAGUAGUGCCAUUCCUGCCACUGGAAGCCACCAUUUGAACCUCCCUAGAAAAUGCUUCUCCGAGGAAAUCUCUUGUGAAGCGAGAGAACUGGAUAUAAAUGAUGAGAACAUGAUCAUUGACAUGAGACAGUCUGGUUUCCCUCAGGCCAAUCAGUGGGCUAUAAAGUCUAGUGACAUGUCUGAAGAACACCUUGGUAAAAGAAAUUUUAAAAGAAGUUUUCAAUUGGUUGACUCUAGUCCUUGUCAGGAAAUUAUACAAAGUAAAAAAAACUGUAUAGAGUGUAAGCAAGGUAAGGAAGUAAUAGGUUGCUAUGUAAAUCAAAAUACAGGCAUAACAGCUGAAGUCCAGAAUCUUAGGCUAUCAGCAUACAGAAGUCAGCAGAAUGACUCUGCUAAUAAGGAGAACAUUGUCCCCUAUUUUACUGAUAAACAAACCCCAGAAAAAUUACAUAUACCAAUGAUAGCAAAAAACCUUAUGUCUGAACUAGAUGAAGAUUGUGAAAUGACCAGUAAAAAGGACUGCCUACGCAGUUCUAAUUUUGUAUGUUCUGAUGAGGAUAGAGCUUCUAAAACUGUCUGCGUGGAUUCAGAUUCAUCUUUUCCUGGAAUUUCUAUGAUGGAAAGUUCACUGGAAAUUCAGGCCUCAGAACCAGAUAAAAGCAACAAAGAAUGCUCUUUUGAAGAAUCAAAUAUUGAAGAUCUACUUGUAUUACCAAAGUGCCAAGAAAACUUGGCUUCCUCUUCAAAAGCAUUGAAACCACUAACCUGCAAAACAAAUGCCGUAGCUUUUCGAAGCUUUAACAGUCAUAUUAAUGCAUCCUAUAAUUCAGAACCGUCCAAGAUGAGCAUAACUUCUUUAGAUGCUAUGGACAUCUCCUGUGAUUACAGUGGCUCAUAUCCCAUGGCUGUGACCCCCACUCAGAAAGGAAGAUCCUGUAUGUCACAUCAGCAGACUCCAGGAAAUCAGGUCAAGUUGGGAACAUCAUACAGAACUCCAAAGAGUGUAAGAAGAGGGGCAGCCCCAGCAGAUGACGGACGAAUUCUAGGAACUCCAGAUUACCUGGCACCUGAGCUUUUACUGGGUACAGCCCACGGUCCUGCAGUAGAUUGGUGGGCACUUGGAGUCUGCUUGUUUGAAUUUCUAACUGGAAUUCCCCCUUUUAAUGAUGAAACUCCACAACAAGUAUUCCAGAAUAUUUUAAAAAGAGAUAUCCCUUGGCCAGAAGGUGAAGAAAAGUUAUCUGAUCAUGCUCAGAGUGCAAUGGAAAUACUUUUAACCAUUGAUGAUACAAAGAGAGCUGGAAUGAAAGAACUGAAACAUCAUCCUCUCUUCAGUGAAGUGGACUGGGAAAAUCUGCAGCACCAACCAAUGCCUUUCGUACCCCAACCAGAUGAUGAAACAGAUACAUCCUAUUUUGAAGCCAGGAAUAAUGCUCAGCAUCUCACCAUAUCUGGGUUUAGUCUGUAGAACACACAUGUCAUUUUUACUUAACCUUGUGAUAUAGAAUUAGGUUUUGCAAUAACAUGUUCCUUCACACUAGAUUGAUCUAACAGGAUAGAAGUCAUUAUUAUACCUAGGCUAAUGAGCUUUUAAUUACUAAAUACAACAGCUUUUACAGAGUUGAAAUACAAUAUGUAAUUUAUCUUUACCUUAAACUGCAUAUAAAUCAUCACAGCUUUUUUCAUCUUAUUAUUUAUUCACUGCACUUUAUGAAGACUAACGUAUCAAUAACCUAAAACAACACUACUGCUCUAUACAGAGGGAAAGAGCCAUAAGCUUGUCUGUAUCUGCUGAUUUCAUUGUUCUGUUCACUUUGGUGUUAAUAUCAAACAAACAAAAAAGGAUGAUUUCAUUUAAAUUUAUUUGUACAUGGUUGCCUGCAAAACUGUGGUCUCGGGGCAGUCAUAUAAGAUAAUACAUAACUAUCAAAAUCAUUUGAGCCAGACAUGCUGAUGCAAGCUGGAAGUCCCAAUAUUCAGGAGGCAGACACAACACAGGAGUAUGACUGCAAUUUCAAGACUAAGGUCAGCCUGGUCCAUCUCUGAGCUGGAGACCAGUCAGGAAUACAUAGUGAGACCCUGUCUUGCAAAACUUAAAAAAGGUAGCUGGAAAACUAUUACUCAGUAGCAUAACUUUGCGGAGUGCAGUCUAGACAAAAGAACUAAGGUUUUAAGGGUUUAGCUUACCUUCCUAUCGAUAGAAUUUUGCUUUUGCUACCUGAUUGCUUUUGUUGCUUCCCUCUAUAAUUCCUGUUUAUGAGUUCUAGAAAGGUUGGAUGUGACACUUUAAGCAAUCUUAAUAGCUUGUUCAGUUUUAAUAGAAAAAAAUAUACUUUACAUCUUAUUUCUAACAUCAUCAGAGACAAAUAGUAAUAAUCUACUUUUGCUUAGUAAUUGUAACUAGUGAUUGUCAGCAUCAUUCUUUCAAAGAAUGUACUAAGAAUCAGCUCACGUCUUAUCUUAAACUGAUUGAGGCUUUUAGCAUUUCCCUAGAAGAGCAAAAUUAAGAUUUAAAUGUAUCAUAGGUAAGGUUUUACCAAUAACCUUUUGCACACUGACUUUAGUGUUUCUACUUUCAUUUUUCACCUAGUCACAGCCCAGAUAUAACACAGUUUGCAAAGAUGAGAGAAGUCUAAGUCUGUUACAGUAAAAGACACAGCGUAACUGGUGCUGGGUAUGGAAUCCUUGGGUUAAAGGUUUCACUCUGCUUAUUCUAGUAAUGACCACUUAAAUUUUCCAGUCACCUUUUUAAAUAAAAAUAUUCAAAAUACAGUUACUACAACUUUAUUUAAAGUGAGUCACACUUUCAGGUGACAGCAUAUUCUAUAGGCUAUUUGCUCAAUCUAUCAUCCUUUUAUAGUGUUUUCAAGUAGCAGGGGGAAAAAGCCUGACAUAAAAAAAAAAUGGUUAAACAAUUGUGCUAACACAUCAAAAUGCCAUGGGCAGGUUAAUAUUGAGCACUAAUAUACUGGCGAAUGAUAUAAUUACUUUGGAGGCUGGAGGUAGAGAAUACUUACCUAGUGUGCAUAGGACCCUGGGUUCAAUCUCCAGUAACACAAAUACAAAUUCCUUUGUAGAAUUAGAAUAAACAGAGCCAGAUUAACAAACUAGGAGUCCAAGGAGGCCUGGCCUCUGAGAGCUCUGGAUCCCAGUUAGUUAAAAAUGAGUCUGCAGAAGCAAACCCCUAGUGGUUUCUUAAAGCAAAUCACUGGACAAUUGGUUAUAGUAAAAUGAAAUUCUGCUGUGGACUACUGAGAGGUCCUAACCUGCCUGGGCUAUAUGAAGAAAGCACUGAACUCUAGACAAGAAAGUAUGUCAGUGGAUGGCUGAAUAGACAUAGGGAUACAUUUAUUCCAAGAAACAGUGUGCUCUGAGUACACAGAAGAGAAACAGUUCUUUUCAAAGAUGUAAAAAUGUUUUCUUCUACCUUUUGGUUCUCUCAUAAGUUGCUGUUUUCAUAGUAGUUGGUGGUGUUUUUUCAUUGACAGCAAAUCAACAACACUUUGCACAUUUAUGUUUUAUUUUACCUGUCUGUAGAGAAUGUAAAGAAUAAAAAAUUAAAAUUAAAAAAAGAAUUCUUUCUCCUUUCACGGUUAUUUAACCUAAGGUUCCAGCAGUGUUGUUUUUGAUUGUGUGAUGGAUUCAAUAAGAAUGGCCCCCAUAAGGCUCAUGUUUGAAUACUUAGUUGGUGGAACUGUUUGGGAAGAAUAGGAAGUAUGUCACUGAGGGUGAGCAUUAAGGUUUCAAAAGACUCAGGUCACUCCCAGUAUGCUCUGCCCCUGCUUAUGGUUAAGAUAUGAAUGUUCAGAUGUUGCCUGCUACCUCUGCUCCACCAUCGUGAACUCUACCCCUGAAACCAUAAGCCCCAAAUAAAGUGUUUUUUUUAAUAAGCUGCCUUGGUAGUGUUGUCUUAAUCACAGCAAUAGAAAAAUAACUAAUACAUAUCAUUUAUUCAACUGACUAAAUGGGACAUACAUGAAUGAGUAAUUAAAACAUUCUGGAAAACAAAAACUAGGGUAAGAUGGUUCAGUGAGUAAAGGCACUUGCCACCUAUCCUGAGCACCCAAGUUCAGUCUCUAGGAACCACACAGUGAGGAGAGAACUGUAAGCUGUUUUCUGACCUCCAUACAUGUGCUAUGGCAUGGGCACAUGCACUCUCAAAAACACUAAAACUUGAAGUAUUACUGAAUUGGACUUAUUUCUAAUAGAGAAGACAGGACCCUGUCUUAGGGUUUCUAUGGCUGUGAUGAAAUGCCAUGACCAAAAAGCAAGUUGGAGAGGAAAGGAAUUAUUUGGCUUACACUUCCAUAUCACUGUUCAUCAUCAAAGGAAGUCAGGACAGGAACUCAAACAGGGCAGGAUCCUGGAGGCGGGAGCUGAUGCAGAGGCCAUGAAGGAGAGUUGCUUACUGGCUUGUUUAUCAUGCCUUGCUCAGCCUGCUUUUUUAUAGAACCCAGGGCUAUCCCAGGGAUGGCACCACCCAUAAUGGUCUGAGCCCUCCCCCAUCAAUCAGUAAGAAAAUGCCCUACAGUCAGAUCUUACAGAGGCAUUUUCUCAAUUGAGGUUCCCUCCUUUCAGAUAACUCUCGUUAGUGUCAAGUUGACAUAAAAUUAGUAGAAAUAAAUAAAAUUGAGUAGAAAACUACAAUUUGCUAUGACAGACAUGGCAUAUACAGCUACAGUCACCUAAAAUUCUGCUAGAUAAGGCAUGCUGUAAUGAUAUUUGUUGAGAAUAAAUGACUCAUCUAAAUUUACACCUGUUGGGAAGCUACAUUCAGACUCUUGUUAAAGAGAAACCAAAACAAGGAGAUAAAUGAUCUUGGUUGUCCCCUACAGAAAUCAACUCAUCUGAAGAAAUAAGAAUGCCACCUCCAAAUAUACCUCUCGCAUAAACAGUUUGAGCUAAAGGCAUUUCAAACAGAAAACACAGGACAGUCCUCUCUAUCCUUCUGUAUACAGGUAGGUAUAAAUUCUCCUUCACUGGGGACAACUCUAUUGUGAGCCAAGAGACAGCACCAGAGGAGUCCAAGCAAACAUUACUCUAUACCUUUACAUCCCCAGCUUCACAUCUACGGAAAAUUAAAAUGACUUUUCUUUGUCCUUUGUAGGCAGGAAGAGGACUGCUUCAAGUCUGAGGCCAGUCUGAGCUACAUACUAAAACCCUACCUCAUUUAACUGUAUUACUAAUAUCCCCAGUCAUAUGACAAAUGAGUUAAAUUGAAUUCACUUCUGAAAUUUUCAUCAAAUUACACAUAAUAUGGUUUUAUUUAGUCUCAUGAGUUUCUUCUCUUUGCGUGGUGCUGGGGACUGAAUCUUGAACCUCACAUGCUUGGCAUGUGGAAGAGCUGUAUCUCCUGCCUGCCACUCAGGAUUACUUUAUAUGAACUCAAUAUUAUUUACACUCAUUUUAGCUUUGUACACAUCAAUACAGUUAACCAGUAAUAAAAAAAAAUUUCAUUUCUCAUUAACCUUUUAUUUUUAACUUAGUUUUACAAUAAACAGAAAAGCUGAUCAUUAAAAAAAUAUCAUAGCUGUCAAUUUUUAAAAUGAGGUUUAUGUUUUAAAGCAUUACCAUUAUAUCCUAUAAUUACAUCUUUUAUAUACAAGAACUGUGCAAAGUGCUUUUCAAACUAUAAAGUAAUUCUGGUAUAAGAUACAAAUGGUUGUCCUUAGGAGUUAGUUAUCUUGACUACUUGCAAUGAAUCACAACUGGUUACAUCCUUGAUUUGCAUUUUAUUUAUAUAAGAAAGCCAUCAUUUUAUGAUACCAACUUGUCUAAUUUAAAAAAAAUAAGCUCUUGAUCCACACUUUCUCUAUGAUAAUUCAGUUAUUUGCUUUUUUUUCCUUCUAAAUAAGUAGAAGAUAGAUUUGGGUUUGUUUUGUAUCUUAAGCAAAUACUAGUAGCUCCUUUUAAACAGAUCAACCAAGAUGUGAUAUGCAAUUUAAAAAAUAAGUACAGCUAAAAAAAAAAAAGAGAAAUCUGGGACAAGCAAAUCAUGUUCUCAUACUUUU
Peromyscus californicus insignis is the source of this 7766-nucleotide messenger RNA. RefSeq names its product microtubule associated serine/threonine kinase like (gene Mastl). Bases 521 to 3223 code for a protein of 900 amino acids. The record is from RefSeq and is a predicted model, not a curated record. Gene Ontology annotation, biological process: intracellular signal transduction; peptidyl-serine phosphorylation. Lineage: Eukaryota; Metazoa; Chordata; Mammalia; Rodentia; Cricetidae. The transcript is spliced from 12 exons. Gene Ontology annotation, molecular function: ATP binding; protein serine/threonine kinase activity. Gene Ontology annotation, cellular component: nucleus.